CAGAGAGGAAGAGGAAGGGGAGGAGAUCUGUACUGGUUUCUGUUUGGAUCAAUUUAGGCCUAACAGAGAUUGCAUGAAGAAAUGGUUGCACAAGGAUAUACGUAGAGAAAGACACCUUGAUCUCAUCAAUGUAAACUGCAUAUUCCACUGAGGCUUUCAUAAAAAAAACAGAGCUUUUCCUUUCCCUGAAUUAAAUCUACUUUACGUUUUUCAAGAAGGCCAAGAGACCUCUUCGCUACAUAAGAACGUCAUCCCAGACAAAACCAUUCUAUGCCAGCUAAAAUAUUUACAACAGAAGUCUACAAACAUUUUACUAAAUCCUACUUUAAUCAUUGUGUUAUCUGCUAAAUUCAUAUUUAGAAUUAGAAACAUUGUGACCCCCUAUUUAAGAACUUUCCAAAAUCUGUGAUCUUAGCAUUUGAAGUCAGCAACUUGUUGCAGUUAACAGAUUAAAAAAUGGCUUCAGCCACAGAUCUCUUGCGUUUCCAGCUCCCUGGUCAUGAGGCAGCUACUCUCCGCAGCAUGAACCAGCUACGUUCAGAAGAAAGGUUCUGCGAUGUGACAGUUCUUUCUGAUGGUCUAAAGUUCAGAGGACACCGUGUGGUUCUGGCCGCCUGCUCCCCAUUUCUGAGAGACCAAUUUCUGCUGAACCCAAGUUCUGAGCUGCAGGUUUCCCUUAUGCAUGGUCCUAAAGUGGUUACAGACCUUCUUCUUUCCUGCUACACAGGUCUUCUGGAGUUCUCCAUAAGGGAUAUUGUAAACUAUCUUACCGCUGCCAGCUACCUGCAAAUGGAACACGUUGUGGAGAAGUGUCGUCAAGCUCUUUCUCAGUUUAUUGAACCUAAAAUUGGAUUGAGGGACUUAAACAAAGUUAUGGGGUCCCGUGGUUCUCCGACAUCAACAAGUCUACGCCAGAUGCGCCCAUCUGAGAGCUGGAGGUCACUCAAAUCUGAGCCAAAAGCAGAGGAGGAAAGUGAAGAGGAAAUGCUGAUGAUGGCAGAGGAGGAGGAAGAUGACGAUGAUGACGAGGAAGAAGAAGGAACAUCUUCAGAUGUUUGUAUAGUGAAAGUGGAGACUGGUAUGAGUGGAGGGGUAGUAAAGAAUGGGUGCUCAUGGGGUAAAGGAGGAGAGGAAAAAAGCUCUAUGGCACAGCCCGAAGAGGCUUUGGUGAACUCUACUGUGGAAGGAGGAGAAAUUAACGAGGGGGGCAUACAACAUGGAGGGGUCAUGAAAGCCAUCUACAGUGAAGAAGUUGAGGGUGGUGAGGGAGUACUGAUCAUCCCUAGCAGUUAUCAUGAAGAAGAAGAUGAAGAAGUUUUGGAUGGAGGAAAUAGAUGCCAGAGCACUAUGACGGUUAGUGGAAUGUCAAGAAACAUUAUUUCUGGAAUCGGAGGAAUCGGAGCAACAGAAGCAGCAAUGCUUAUCGGAGAUGGGCGUUCAGGAAAUAGAAAAUCUGUAAGAUGCAGUAAGUGUGAGGAGGUCUUUCAAGGGGUGGAAAAAUUGGUCUUCCACAUGCGGGCACAGCAUUUUGUCUUCAUGUGCCCACGGUGUGGUAAACAGUUUAACCACAGCAGCAAUCUCAACCGACAUAUGAACGUACACCGAGGUGUUAAGUCGCACUCCUGUCAGGUGUGUGGCAAGUCCUUCACCCAGAAGUCCACCCUUCAUGAUCACCUCAACUUACACAGCGGAGAAAGACCCUACCGCUGCUCCUACUGUGACGUGAGAUUUGCCCACAAACCAGCCAUAAGACGCCACCUCAAGGAACAACAUGGAAAGACCACAGCAGAAAAUGUCAUACAGGCUAGCGUGGCAGAAAUCAAUGUUGUGGUGGGAUGAGAAAAAAAAAACUGUAGAUAGAGAAGACUAACCCCACUUGGAAGACAGACACAUGCAGAACUUGAUGGUUUUAUUUUUGAACAUUUUACAUUAAAUUUUAUUGAUGUAACAGAUCUGUGAUCUAUGUUUCACUAUAUCAAUGAGCUUUUAAUGAUCUUUCUGUUGUCUCAUCCUUACCAGGUGGUAGUUUUUACUUGUGUAGGGAUAUAUUGUUAGAACCAACAGAAUUUAUGGUUUCAGAUAAUGUUUCUUAGGUUACAAACAUGACUACCUCCCUUCUUCCAUCCUCUCAAUCUCCCUUUUUUCUGUUUCUCUUCAAUAUGCAGUUAAUUUCAGACUCUUACUCGUACCUUAAUAAAAGGCUAUGUUUUGAGAUUUA
Messenger RNA from Bombina bombina (fire-bellied toad), 2218 nucleotides. It is a transcript of the gene ZBTB12, whose product is annotated as zinc finger and BTB domain containing 12. Bases 457 to 1839 code for a protein of 460 amino acids. The record is from RefSeq and is a predicted model, not a curated record. Lineage: Eukaryota; Metazoa; Chordata; Amphibia; Anura; Bombinatoridae. Gene Ontology annotation, molecular function: DNA-binding transcription factor activity, RNA polymerase II-specific; RNA polymerase II cis-regulatory region sequence-specific DNA binding; protein binding. The transcript is spliced from 2 exons. Gene Ontology annotation, biological process: regulation of transcription by RNA polymerase II.